AUGUACAACAAGAUGGCAAUCCCAAAGAGAGUUAACAUCAUUAUCACUCUGGAAUUCAACCUGAUUCUACUGUACACUGGUGCUAUCCAAACGUGUACUGUUGGUGUAAAACAGCCUUCCCUUCUAGAAGUCGACUAUACUUAUCAGACAAUUACCAUACCAUGUGAUUUCUCUGCUAUCAACUGCCCUGAAACCCAGCCUCAAGUGCUAUGGUUUCGCCAAAAUGUUCACCACCAACUUGAAAACUUAUGUCCAGAUCAAUGCCUGGAUCAGAGAGGCAAAUUUACAAUGACUCUAUCACAGAUCCCAAACCAAACCUCUCUCACUCUAAACAAAGUAACUUUGAAUGACAGUGCAAUUUACUUCUGUGGAAUAGCAUUUUCAGCUUCAACUGAACCAAGGUCUAAGCAAACUGGGCCAGGAACAAUGCUGGUGGUGAGAGGGAGUAAGCUUCUCAGCCAUGAAGUAGAGAAUUUCCUGAUAGCAGCCUUAUGUCUGCUCUCUAUGUACACUGCUGUUCUAAGUGCGGUCUUCAUAGUCAUCUCCAAAUCAAAAUUGAAAGAAACAAAGAAAAUAGAAACUGAUGCACCACCACCAAAGAAGAGGAGUGCUCGACAUAUUUUCCAGGAAAUUGCACAAGAAUUGUAUCAAAAGAGAUAUGUGGAAACAAAACUAGGAGAAAGAGAUGACAACAUCUAUGAAAACAGAAGAGCACAGUCUAACUUUGAAAAACCAUAGAAAGGGGGGCAGCUAGGUGGCGCAAUGGAUAAAGCACCAGCCCUGGAUUCAGGAGGACCAGAGUUCAAAUUCGACCUCAGACACUUGACACUUACUAGCUGUGUGACUCUGGGCA
Molecule: messenger RNA, 853 nt
Organism: Dromiciops gliroides (monito del monte)
Lineage: Eukaryota; Metazoa; Chordata; Mammalia; Microbiotheria; Microbiotheriidae
Gene: IGSF6
Product: immunoglobulin superfamily member 6
Exons: 6
Coding region: 1-738 (245 amino acids)
Source: RefSeq, a predicted model, not a curated record